CUCCUUGCGCGCAUCGAGCGCAUGGAAAGAAGAGUGCAGCUGGUAAAGAAGGACACCGAGAGAGAAAAACACAGGAUUUUCCAGGGCUUCGAGGUGGACGAGAAGGCCGAAGCAGAGGCGUGUGAGAAACUGCCGCUGGAAUGCCCGCAGGAACUGCUGGAGCCCUCGCAAACCCUGCAGCCCAAGCACUUCCCCUACGGCCGGAAUGGGAAGGGGCAUAAAAGGAAGCCGGCGUUUGGGAGCGCAGAGAGGAAAACGCCCGUUAAGAAAUUGGUGUCUGAGUUCUCAAAGGUGAAGGGUAAAACUCUGAAGCACUCUCCGGUGAAAGAGGAGUCGAGCGGUUCUUUGUCUGAAACUGUUUGCAAACGAGAACUGCGGAGCCAAGAGACUCCAGAAAAAAACAGGUCGCUGCUGGAGACCCCGCUCAGACCCUCCGCCCCACUGAAGGGCCCCAGCAGCCACCCCAAGGAAAAGGGCUUCUUCAGCGAGAUAGACGACCUGCCCUACCUUUCCACCACGGAAAUGUACUUGUGUCGCUGGCAUCAGCCGCCCCCGUCACCGUUGCCGUUACGAGAGCCCUCCCCAAAGAAGGAGGAGACUGUAGCAAUUCCAUCUUGGAGGGACCAUGUUGUGGAGCCCCUGCGAGACCCCAACCCCUCAGACAUCCUGGAGAACCUCGAUGACAGCGUGUUUUCCAAACGGCAUGCAAAACUGGAGCUGGAUGAAAAACGAAGGAAAAGAUGGGACAUCCAAAGGAUCAGGGAACAAAGAAUUUUACAGCGACUGCAGCUCAGAAUGUAUAAAAGGAAAGGAAUUCAGGAGUCGGAGCCUGAAGUUACCUCAUUUUUCCCUGAGCCAGAUGAUGUGGAAAGCUUGCUGAUCACCCCCUACCUGCCUGUCGUUGCCUUUGGCCGCCCCUUACCCAAACUGACCCCACAGAACUUCGAGCUGCCCUGGCUGGAUGAGCGCAGCCGCUGCCGGCUGGAGGUGCAGAAGAAGCAGACCCCCCACCGGACCUGCAGGAAGUAGCAGCGCAGCGGAGCCGGGAGCUCUACUCGUCCCCGCUGCCUGUGCUUUGAGCUGGGGUUUCUCUCCCAUUUGUGUUCCUCCCUCCUCGACAGCCCUGCGUGCAGCAGUGGGGUGGGAGCCUCCUGUGGGUCCCAGCGGGUCUCGGUGUCUGUGGCAGGCAGGGACCGGUCCUUGCCUGUGCUCCUUGGGGAAGGGCUGCGGCGGCGCUGGCCCUGCUCUGGUGUUGGGUCAGGAAACAGCGCUGAACAGCUGCCUGAGGCUGAAGCUUCCGUCAGCCACCGCCUUCGUGUUGUUCCUGUUAAGUGGCUGUAACGUGGCGGGAGGAGAGUUUAAAAAGGAAACGAAAACAAACUUUUUUUUCCCCUCGUGUGUGAAAUAGAAAUCCUCAACGCACAACGUUGGUUCUUUUUUAAUUUAAGCCUUCUGAGGGCGGCAGCGACCCGACUCCCCUCACGCUGUGCCAGGAGGAGCCUCGUCCUGUGCCAGGCUGUUCCUCCGGCGCAGGGCUGGAGGAGGGCGCUGCUCGCUGCUCCCCACGGCUGAGCGGCAGGAAACGGGGAACAAACGUUAAUUAAACAAAUCGCCCCGCCCUGCCGUGCGCCUGCGGCCUGGGCCCGCCCCGGAGCCCACCCCGUGUGCCUGGGUCGCUGUGUAAAUACCCCCGGUGCUGACUCAAUGGAAACAUUUUGUCUGUUUGUU
Messenger RNA from Meleagris gallopavo (turkey), 1728 nucleotides. The record is from RefSeq and is a predicted model, not a curated record. NCBI's taxonomy places the organism in Eukaryota, Metazoa, Chordata, Aves, Galliformes, Phasianidae.